Messenger RNA from Helianthus annuus (common sunflower), 578 nucleotides. Its product is annotated as integrin-linked protein kinase 1-like. Gene Ontology annotation, molecular function: protein kinase activity; ATP binding. The coding region runs from base 123 to 488 and encodes 121 amino acids. The record is from RefSeq and is a predicted model, not a curated record. Lineage: Eukaryota; Viridiplantae; Streptophyta; Magnoliopsida; Asterales; Asteraceae. The transcript is spliced from 5 exons. Gene Ontology annotation, biological process: protein phosphorylation.
AUGCUAUAAUUCACAGGGAUUUGACCCCAAGAAAUAUAUUGCAAGAUGAAGCUGGUCAUCUGAAAGUUACAGGCUUCCAUUUGAGCAAAACUGCACGAGAGAAAGACGUUAACGGCUAUAAAAUGACAGGAGGCACUGGCUCAUAUCGAUACAUGGCUCCUGAAGUAUAUCGUCGCGAAUCGUAUGACAAGAGUGUUGAUGUUUACUCUUUUGCUCUCAUUGUUCACGAAAUGUUUCAGGGUGGGCCAUCGAAUAUAGAAGAACCACCAGAACAUGUAGCGGACAAACGAGCAUAUGAGCACUCAAGACCGCCUUUAUCUUCCUGUUUAUACCCUGAACCUGUGAAAAUGCUGCUAAAAAGAUGUUGGCACCGGAAUCCUGAUGUGAGGCCAAAGUUUGAAGACAUAAUAACAGAACUCGAGUACGUAUUGGAGAUUGAACAAAGAAAGUUGGAUGGUGGAUUAUGCCGUACAUGUGGAAUCUUAUGAGUUGCUACCGUUUCAAAACAUAUAUAUGGCAUUCUCUGUGUGUAUACAUACACGUAUUUGUUAUAGAAAACACAAAUGUUUGAAUAAUAA